Messenger RNA from Orbicella faveolata, 6763 nucleotides. Its product is annotated as voltage-dependent T-type calcium channel subunit alpha-1H-like. Gene Ontology annotation, molecular function: low voltage-gated calcium channel activity; voltage-gated sodium channel activity. Gene Ontology annotation, cellular component: plasma membrane; voltage-gated sodium channel complex; neuron projection. Lineage: Eukaryota; Metazoa; Cnidaria; Anthozoa; Scleractinia; Merulinidae. The record is from RefSeq and is a predicted model, not a curated record. Gene Ontology annotation, biological process: calcium ion import; membrane depolarization during action potential; transmembrane transport.
UUGACGUCAGUUCCAUAAUAGAUUCACUUUAAUUUUUUCAAAGCUAUUGUCCCCUAGUAAGAAUUUUCCUCGCGAGCAAAUUUUUCUCCUUUUCGUUGAAUUGUCAGCUUGAUGUAUUUUUUGUACAAGAAUUACUAGCUUAGAAAUGUUUAGAAUUGGAGGUGAAUAAAGGUACAACUCCUGGCUCACUGAGUGUACUUUGACAGUACUGAGCUAGAUGAAUCUAACACCACUACAUGUUUCGCUAUAAGGUAUCACCGAUAUUGCAUUGCCUUAAUUGUGUCCAUUUUUUUUUUAUUGUGUUGUUAGAAUCCAACAACGACAUAACGGUAUAGUUUGGGAACCUAACCUCGACAGACGACUAAAAUAAGUGUAGAAUAGCGCUCAGUGUGCUACGAACUAACGAGCUGUCAUUAAUCGCUUUCUUUUUUGUCAGUUAUCGUACCACGCUACGAGAAACGAGAACCUUCAGCGAAAUAAUUCCGUACGACCAAUCAAAGUGGUUCAUUUAGUCACGUGGCGAACAGGUGCUUGAACAACGCAAAGCAAUUGAAUUAUAAUACAGACGUAUUGAUAUGAUUUUUUUUUUUGGUAGUCGCACAGAAUAUUAUUUUCUUCUCAGUUUUUUCUAGCUGUUCAAACUGUCCGCGACUCUAAAGUUUUUGUGAUUUUUGUGUUCUGUUUUUUACGACCACAGCUCUCUAAGGACCGGUCUUUAAAUGCCGAGCGAGGCCUGGAUUCUUAACCGCAGUACACGUGUGAGGAGCCAAUCGAAGUCUUCUCUACUAAUUUUAACCAACGACACUUCUUUUGGAAUUAUGUGUUUUGUCUGAACUUUGGCUCGUGUGCCGCCGUCGGGUUUUGGUGUCUAUGCGCGCGUGUAUCGAAUGAGCUCAAGACGCGUGAUUUAAACCAGUUGCCGUCACUGAAGUUUACAUUUUAUAGAAUAAGCGUGGUUUCCUAGGCUACCCAAUACAGAGCCACUUACUGAGUGAAAUCGUACAGCUCAAUACAGUUCUUGCCUAGUUGCCAGCCGGUAAAAGCUGAUCUUCUCUUACCUUACCAGUCCGCGAGGUCGAUAUCAUGGCAUGUACAUCGCCGGUAUCUAACCUUCCGUGCUGUUAAAUGUAAUAUUUUCAGCGACCUGUCUGGACAUGGGUGGAUUUCAACGAAGUACAUGCUUGACAACAAAUGCUAAAGGUGAAACCUCAACCGAUCUUCAAAAUAAAGACAAUCAACUUCAUGGCCGGCGGGUCGCGCUAAAAUCCCGCAUUGUCAUCGCUUGCAACUGAUAUUUUGCUUUCCGUGGUCUCACCAGAAAGGAUUAUCCGCUUUUACGAGACCGAGCUGACGAGUUAUGCAAGGCGAAGAAAAACUUAACGCUGAGGUUUCUCGCGAAGAUGACGCCGAAAAAAUACGUAGCAAUCCAAGUUUGGUGGUAGAGUGUAAACUUAACAGAGGCACAGAGCCUCGCUAUGGAAAUGAAAUUGGAAACAUCGAAGGAAAACAUAAUGUCUUUCAAGAUUUUAUGCCUGUUGCUUUCUUUUUUCUUCACCGCGAAAAGCGGCCUCGGAAGUGGUUCAUUCGCCUUAUUACAUGGCCUUACUUUGAGCGUUUAAGUAUUCUAGUAAUACUUGUAAACUGUGUCACAUUGGGACUUUACGAUCCGUUUGAUCCAGAGUGUAAAACACAAAGAUGUCAGACGCUGGACGCCAUGGAAAAAGUCAUCUACACGUUCUUCUUGGCGGAAAUGCUGUGCAAAUGGAUAGCCAUGGGUCUGUUUGGAAAGCUCGCUUAUUUUGCCGAGUCCUGGAAUCGCCUUGAUUGCUUCAUUGUGGCUGCGGGGACGUUUGAGCUGCUGUAUAACCAGGGGGAAUAUCUGAGUGCUGUUCGCGCUAUUCGUGUACUCAGGCCACUCCGCGCCAUAAACAGAGUUCCAAGUAUACGGAUUCUUGUGACAUUAUUGUUGGACACAUUGCCAAUGUUGUGGAAUGUCUUGGCUAUCUGUUUCUUCAUCUUUGCUAUCUUUGGUAUUGUCGCUGUUCAGUUAUGGCGAGGGGCGCUUAGAGGAAGAUGCUUCCUUGAACUACCGGCGAACGUCUCCCGAGAUAGUACCGCCGUCACGCAAAGAAUCGGAAAAGACUUGUCUGACUCUUUUUGGCCUGCCGUGGGCUUUAAAGCCUUCGACUAUAUUUCCUUAAUACUAUUCAAUUACUUUGAGCGUUUAAGUAUUCUAGUAAUACUUGUAAACUGUGUCACAUUGGGACUUUACGAUCCGUUUGAUCCAGAGUGUAAAACACAAAGAUGUCAGACGCUGGACGCCAUGGAAAAAGUCAUCUACACGUUCUUCUUGGCGGAAAUGCUGUGCAAAUGGAUAGCCAUGGGUCUGUUUGGAAAGCUCGCUUAUUUUGCCGAGUCCUGGAAUCGCCUUGAUUGCUUCAUUGUGGCUGCGGGGACGUUUGAGCUGCUGUAUAACCAGGGGGAAUAUCUGAGUGCUGUUCGCGCUAUUCGUGUACUCAGGCCACUCCGCGCCAUAAACAGAGUUCCAAGUAUACGGAUUCUUGUGACAUUAUUGUUGGACACAUUGCCAAUGUUGUGGAAUGUCUUGGCUAUCUGUUUCUUCAUCUUUGCUAUCUUUGGUAUUGUCGCUGUUCAGUUAUGGCGAGGGGCGCUUAGAGGAAGAUGCUUCCUUGAACUACCGGCGAACGUCUCCCGAGAUAGUUACAACUUGACAGACUUUUACGUUCCGUCUUUUGACGAACCUGACUUUAUAUGUGCCAUGAAGGGUAUUCCAGGCAUGCAAAGCUGCAACAGUGAGUCAAUACCGCCCCUGAAGGAUGAAAUAUCUGGACGAACGUGCACAUUAAGCUAUGAAGCAUAUCUAAACGAAACAAGGAGGUCAAAUAAUUCCAAUGCUUGCGUCAACUGGAAUCAAUAUUACAGUCAGUGCCGAAAAGAAGGCGAUAACCCAUCCUGGGGAGCCAUUGGGUUUGAUAACAUUUUUAUCGCCUGGGUAGCUAUAUUUCAGGUUAUUACACUUGAGGGCUGGACAGAUAUCAUGUAUUAUGUUCAAGACGCGCAUGGCUUGUGGAACUGGAUUUAUUUUGUCAUUCUUAUCGUAAUCGCUUCGUAUUUUAUGACCAAUUUGUGUCUAGUCGUCAUUACAACGCAGUUUCAAGAAACAAAACAGCGAGAAAAUGAACUCCUACGCGCGAGCCGCCGUCGAGAGGGCGCAAGCACGAGUACAAUAGCAAGCAGCCGGUAUGGAAAAGAUGGCUGCUGGGUGGAAAUACUUAAGUACAUUGAGCACUUAAUAAGGAGGUUUAAACGCAGAAUCCAUAGACGAUUUAACUGGAAAUACUGCGAUAGUGAAAGCAAAAGGAAGAAAACUUUAAGGCACAGAAAACGCCGAAGAAGGAAAAAAAAACUUGUUUAUCAUCAUCACCAUCAUCACCACCAUCAUCAUCAUUAUCACCAUCACGUGCAUUGCACAGAUCCCGGAUGUCAGUGCGGUAAAAUAGGUCAGCAGUUUUCCAACGUACAUCCAGGAAGUGAGCAGGUUACACCUAGCACAUCUUCGGUGGAUAUUCGACGCGUUCAAUCCAAACCGGUAAAACCGGCUGGUAAUACCCUAACUGUGCCUGGGCAAGUACCGAACAUCGAUAAACAGGAAAACAGCAACGAGGCAGGAGGAAUACCAACGAUUUCUAUUGUAACGGGAUCUUCUUGUUCCGUGAAGAAAGAACCGUCUUCCUCUGCGCCUGGUGGGGAAAUGAUCACCACAGCAACUGCAGCUGUGGCCAUCAAUGGGAAAUCUGCAGUGGCCGAUAUCUCAGCGCACACUUUCUUAUCAGCGGCUUCACUUUCUAGCGCAGCCGCAACGGCUACGGCUAGCGCCGCCGCGGCGUCAGCAAUACAUAAUGUUUGCACGUGUGCAGUGGAGCACGUGGAGGAAGACAUCAAGGUGGAUUAUGAAUCUGAGUGCGUUUAUGAGGAAGAUGCUGGCAGUGAGAGCGAAUACACUGAUGAUGAGGUCGAAGAAGGCGCCCAACGCAAGAAAACACCAUUUUCCCGUUUUCGUCACAUGUGCCGCAAUAGCGUGGAUAGUAAAUGGUUUAUGUACAUAAUCAUGGGUGCAAUAUUCCUUAAUACCUUGAGCAUGGGUAUUGAAUAUCAUGGACAGCCUUUAAAGAUGACGGAGGUGCUGGAAAUUCUGAAUUACAUCUUCACGGCUAUAUUUGGUUUUGAAAUGCUUCUCAAGCUGAUGGGCCUGGGUCCCUAUGGAUAUAUUAAGGAUCCUUUCAACUUGUUUGACGGCUUUAUCGUCGUAAUGAGCAUCGUGGAACUAUUUGGUGGAGGUGACAGCAGUAUCUCAGUGCUGCGGUCUUUUCGUUUACUGCGCAUAUUCAAGUUGGUCCGUUUUCUGCCGGCGCUCAGACGACAGCUGCUUGUAAUGAUCCACACGAUGGACAACGUGAUGACGUUUCUAGCUCUGUUGGUACUCUUUAUAUUCACGGCCAGUAUCCUGGGAAUGAACCUCUUUGGAGGCAAGUAUAUGUUCCCGGAUGAGGAUGGGGUCGAGACCGCAGCACGGGCCAAUUUUGAUGACCUGUUUUGGGCCCUGGUAACAGUUUUCCAGGUGUUGACCCAGGAGGACUGGAACACGGUCAUGUACGAUGGGAUGCGAGCUACAUCUAAAUGGGCUGCGCUGUACUUCAUACUGCUGAUGACUAUCGGGAAUUAUAUACUAUUUAACUUAUUGGUCGCCAUCUUGGUUGAAGGAUUUGCCAAUCAACCGGAAAAAAGUAGUAGCAGUUGGAGUGUGAAAUCACGAUCUUAUUCCAUAAAGCACGACGGAGACUACGAGACGUGCAAAGGCAUGGCCCCGUAUCCCAUGGUUACCCCACGGGUAUGCGUGAGUCCCACACCAUCCCAUGACGUCACGACAAGAGAUGAUUAUAAGGAAACCGCUGAGCCAGUGCACCAUAUGCGCUGCUCAUUCCCUUCUUUGUCACCUAAAUGUUCACUAUUUAGAGAUGAAUGUCACGCGUCGGCUCCAGCCUCCCCGGCCAGCACUUCGCCAAACGUCACUCGUAAGACCCUGUCAUUUGGUGACACAAAAACCAUGGUGAUCGCUAACCCCGCCCAGGCAGAAAGAUGUAUUACUUCUGAUGAUGAAAACGAGACUAGUGCCAAGGAGGAUGACGAGGCUGUCGUUAGGAUCCAGGACGGCUCGACCUGUUGUCACAAGCGAAGGAACUGGUCAUUGUUUCUUUUUUCGCCAUCCAAUAGGUUUCGCACAUGGAUGGUGACGGUGUACAGAAACAAGUGGUUUGACCGCGUGGUACUGGUUUUCAUUCUUUUGAACUGUAUUGUUAUGGCCCUUGAAAGACCGGAUCUACCCAGCGACAGCACGAUGAAGAAAGUGAUUACUAUUUGCAUGUAUAUCUUCCUGGCGAUCUUCACAUUAGAAAUGAUUAUCAAGGUGAUUGCUCUUGGUUUUUGGAUUGGACGUGAUACGUACAUGCGCAGUGCAUGGAAUGUUAUGGACGGCUUUCUGGUGAUCGUGUCUUGGGUUGACGUCAUCGUUUCCCUGACAACCGACACGCAAAGUUCCAUUUUGGGUGUGCUACGCGUGUUUCGAGCACUAAGAACACUUAGACCUCUAAGGGUCAUCAGUAGAGCGCCCGGUCUGAAGAUUGUCGUGGAGACAUUAAUAUCAUCAUUAAAACCAAUUGGAAACAUUGUGCUUAUAGCUGCGACAUUUUUCAUCAUCUUUGGCAUUCUUGGCGUACAGUUGUUUAAAGGAAAGUUCCACUAUUGCAAGGAAGCCGAAUAUCCAACUGUGAUAACAAAAGAAGACUGUCUACAUCGAGGAUACACUUGGGAAAACAAGGAAUACAACUUUGAUAACUUGGCGAAGGCGUUAUUGACAUUGUUCGUGUUCUCAACUAAAGACGGCUGGGUGACCAUAAUGUAUGAUGGGAUAGAUGCUGUCGGUAUCGACAAACAGCCAAUAAGAAACAACAACAAGUGGAACGUGCUGUUUUUUGUGGCAUUUUUGUUGUUGGCUGGUUUCGUGGUCCUCAACAUGUUGGUUGGUAUAGUUGUGGAAAAUUUCCAAAAGUGCCGUGACAUGAUAGAAAAAGAUCGCUUGGCAGAGAAACAAAAAAAAAAACUAAAAAACUGCGAUCAGCCAAUAAGAAACAACAACAAGUGGAACGUGCUGUUUUUUGUGGCAUUUUUGUUGUCGGCCGGUUUCGUGGUCCUCAACAUGUUGGUUGAAUCCAACAAGGAAGAGGGCGGAGAAUUCCCACAACCUCGGCGGUUUUUCCACCGGAUCUGUACCCACGGGUACUUUGACCUGGGAAUAUCGGCUGUCAUUGUUCUAAAUGUCAUCUGUAUGGCUAUGGAGCAUUACAAUCAACCCGAGGACAUGAGUGUGUUUCUAAAGUAUGCCAAUUACGUGUUCACGGCUAUCUUUAUUGUGGAAGGCGUUUUAAAGAUCUACGCUCUAAGAUUCAGGAAAUACAUCAAAGAAAGGUGGAAUCAGUUGGACUUGUUCAUCAUUUUGCUGUCAAUUGUCGGAAUUGUUUUGGAAGAGAUGAAUUCUGAGGUGCCAAUCAACCCGACUAUUAUUCGGGUCAUGCGAGUGCUAAGAAUCGCUCGAGCAUCUAUCCCAUCAUACAUUAUGGUCACCCAGCCGUCUUUAGUUGAGAACACGAACAAUGUCAACAACGCCUGUCAGAGAAAAGGAGGGUGA